CUCUUUCCAUUGGUGCAAAUGACUUGAAAUGAAUGUUUUUCUUGUUUGUUAGCAUCAUCUCCCCCUGUUGUCCGUCAACGUAAAAUGCAGUGUUCUGGAACAUGAGAAAGGCAAAACAUUUCCUCCAGUUCUUUGUAAGCUGAUAUGAAGUAGACAGACACCUUCUGAAGUUUUGUGCAUGCUGUGCUCUUUUUUCUUUGCUGCAACAAGAAAAGCCUUUUCUUUUUAACCUGGCUUCCUUUGAAGAAGUAGCUCAGAAGCUUCAUGGCCUCUCAAGAAUAUCAGCCACAAGCCAACAGAUUAUUUAAGGAUUACUCCCUUGGUUCUUCUGACCUUCAUGAACAGAAUAAGUCUAUUGAACCGACAAGUCUCUGGAAGCAAACAUCACAUGCUCAUAACUUGCCACCAGGUCUGGAGUACCUGAACAAGCUGGACCGGAUAAUUAUUCAUCAGCAAGUGGACCUUCUUGAAGGCAUACUUGGCACAGAGACCUCCAGCAAAUACGAGAUAAAAAACCAUUUGGGACAAAGAGUUUACUUUGCAGUAGAAGAAAACGAUUGCUUUGAUCGUAACCUGUGUUCACCUCUAAGGGCUUUCACCAUAAGGAUUGCUGAUAACACUGGUCGAGAAGUAAUUACAGUGAGCAGACCCUUGAGAUGCAACAGCUGCUGGUUCCCUUGCUUCUUGCAAGAGUUAGAAGUCCAGUCCCCACCGGGCACAAUAGCUGGGUACGUUGUGCAGAACUGGGACCCUUUCCUGCCAAAAUUUACUAUACAGAAUGAAAGCAAAGAAGAUGUGCUAAAAAUAAUUGGCCCAUGUGCAACUUGUGGCUGUUUUGAAGACGUUGACUUUGAGGUAAAAGCUCUCAAUGAGAUGUCAACAAUUGGCAAAAUUUCCAAGUACUGGUCUGGAUUUGUAAACAAUGUCUUUACCAACACUGCCAACUUUGGAAUCCAGGUCCCUGUAGAUCUUGAUGUGAGAAUCAAAGCAGUAAUGAUUGGUGCUUGCUUUCUCAUUGACUUAAUGUUCUUUGAACACUCUUUGGAUGCAUUAUAGCAAGACCACAGGAACAAUAUAAUAUGCAGAAUACAUUUCAAAAUCCCUUGAGCUUUGGACACGAUUUUGAACUGCACAAAUCCUUGUUCCUUGUAGGAAAAGACAGGGGGCUAAUGAUGCUAUUUAUUAAAAUAUAUCUCAUGUAAAUAAUAAUUUCCCACUUAGAUUUUAUUUGUGCUGUGGCUAAACACAUACUUCUCACACAGAGCACUGUUGCUUUGGAACAGUGUUAUUCUCUUCGUUCUCUUUUGAUGUUCUUGCAUGGGAAAUCAUGAAAGAUUAGAUGAAGCCUUGCAGCAUCACUGAUGAAAGUCUAUCUUUAGAGAAGCCUUUGAUGUUUUGCAAGUGCUGGUACUAGUUACUAACCACAGGAGAGGGUGUUCUGGGGGUUUUGCAUUUUCAUAAUUUUAGAAGUAAUUUCCCCAUUUGUUAUUUAAUUAACAGUAACAAACUGAGAUCGAAAAUAACAAAUAUAAAGACAUCAUCCAAUGGGAAAUUCAAGAUGCUAUCUGUGUCAGUGAGCUGAAAGAAGGGAAGUUAUGUUUACUAAUAAAUUAAUAUUAAGGCAAAGAUUUGCAUAAUGAGUGGCAGCCAGAAAUUAGGCUUCCAG
Messenger RNA from Dryobates pubescens (Downy woodpecker), 1666 nucleotides. RefSeq names its product phospholipid scramblase family member 5. Gene Ontology annotation, molecular function: phospholipid scramblase activity. Gene Ontology annotation, cellular component: plasma membrane. Gene Ontology annotation, biological process: plasma membrane phospholipid scrambling. Bases 265 to 1056 code for a protein of 263 amino acids. The transcript has 8 exons. The record is from RefSeq and is a predicted model, not a curated record. Lineage: Eukaryota; Metazoa; Chordata; Aves; Piciformes; Picidae.